Molecule: messenger RNA, 665 nt
Organism: Drosophila biarmipes
Lineage: Eukaryota; Metazoa; Arthropoda; Insecta; Diptera; Drosophilidae
Product: putative gamma-glutamylcyclotransferase CG2811
Exons: 3
Coding region: 83-547 (154 amino acids)
Molecular function (GO): gamma-glutamylaminecyclotransferase activity
Source: RefSeq, a predicted model, not a curated record
CGACUGGGCAAUCUCCAGGGCGGAUUCGAUAGCACGACGAACGGCGGAACUGAUAAGCCCGGCGGCGGGAAGCGCAGUCGUUAUGCUGAGAAUGGCGGCGAGGGUCUUUGUUUAUGGAACGCUGAAGCGCGGGGAGCCCAACCACCACUGGCUGACAAGAAAGGAGAAUGGCCAGGCCAGGUUUCUGGGCAGGGGAAAGACGGCGCUGAAGUUCCCCCUGGUGGUGGGCACCCGCUACAACAUUCCAUUUCUGCUCGCCCGGCCAGGCGAGGGGAACCACAUAGAAGGCGAGGUCUACGAAGUGGACCAGGCCAUGUUUUCCAAACUAGACGAACUGGAGGACUACCCAGCCUAUUACGACCGCGAGGAGCAGGCCGUGCUGACAGAGCAGGAUGAGACCAUCCAGUGCUGGCUCUACCUGAUCCGCAACUUCCCCGAGAAGAUGCUGGCCAAGAAGCUGCUGACCUCGUACCACAACACGCCGGAGCAGCCGUACAGCGAAAACUACCUGGACAGCUGCCCCGAGGACCUCGCCAUGGAUGAGUGAGACACGGAAGCUUAUAAAAAAGUAACGUUUAUAAACGGAUUUCAACGCAUGGCUAUUAUUCGUAUUCUAUUACAUUGAUUCCAUACUUCAAAAAUGCAAAACGAAAUGAACAAUAGUA